CUGAUCUUAAGUUUCUGCAGUCCAGGCUUCGGCCUUCCAGCUUCGUCUCUGUGUGUGCCUGGAGCUGCAGCCGGGGCCGCCAUGGCGCUGCGAGUGGCGGCGUUCGACCUUGACGGAGUGCUGGCCCUUCCCUCUAUCGCCGGCGCCCUCCGCCGCACCGAGGAGGCCCUAGCGCUGCCCAGGGACUUCCUGACUGAUGCCUUCCAGCAGGAAUGCCCAGAGGGACCCAGUGAGCAACUUAUGAGAGGGAAGAUCACGUUUUCCCAGUGGGCACCACUCAUGGAUGAAAACUGCAGGAAGCGCUCCAAAGCCUGUGGAGGCAGUCUUCCUGAGAAUUUCUCCAUAAGCCAAAUAUUCAGCCAAGCCAUGGCAACAAGAAGCAUCAACCGCCCCAUGCUCCAGGCAGCUGUUGCUCUAAAAAAGAAAGGAUUCACAACGUGCAUCGUCACCAACAACUGGCUGGAUGACAGCGACAAGAGAGGCAGCCUGGCCCAGAUGAUGUGUGAGCUGAGCCAACACUUUGACUACCUGAUAGAGUCCUGUAAGGUCGGGAUGAUCAAGCCUGAGCCUCAGAUCUACAAGCUUGUACUGGACACCCUGAAGGCAAAACCCAGUGAGGUUGUUUUCCUGGAUGACUUCGGGAGUAAUCUGAAGCCAGCCCGUGACAUGGGGAUGGUCACCAUUCUGGUCCGCAACACAGACUCCGCUCUGAGAGAACUGGAGAAGGUCACAGGGACACAGUUUCCUGAGGCCCCUCUGCCAAUCCCUUGCAAUCCAGAUGACGUCAGCCAUGGAUAUGUGACAGUGAAGCCAGGCAUCCGCCUACAUUUUGUGGAGAUGGGCUCUGGCCCUGCCAUAUGCCUCUGCCAUGGGUUUCCUGAGAGCUGGUUUUCUUGGCGGUACCAGAUCCCUGCUCUGGCCCAGGCGGGCUUCCGGGUUCUAGCCUUAGACAUGAAAGGCUACGGAGAGUCGUCCUCCCCUCCCGAAGUAGAAGAAUAUGCCAUGGAAGUUCUGUGUAAGGAGAUGGUGACUUUCCUGGAUAAGCUGAGAAUCCCUCAAGCUGUGUUCAUUGGCCAUGACUGGGCUGGGGUGCUGGUGUGGAACAUGGCUUUCUUCUACCCUGAGAGAGUGAGGGCAGUGGCCAGCCUGAACACUCCAUUCGCGCCGCCAAAUCCAGAUGUUUCUCCUAUGAAAGCUAUCAGAUCUCUCUCAAUUUUAAAUUAUCAACUGUACUUUCAAGAACCAGGAGUAGCCGAGGCUGAACUGGAAAAGAACAUGAGUCGGACUUUCAAAAGCUUCUUCCGAGCAAAUGAUGACAGGGGUUUCCUCAAUUUGCACAAAGCCACUGAGUUGGGGGGAGUCCUUGUGAACACUCCAGAAAAUCCGAGCCUCAGCAAGAUUACUACUGAGGAGGAAAUCGAGUUUUAUGUACAGCAGUUCAAGAAGACUGGCUUCAGAGGUCCUCUGAACUGGUAUCGGAACACAGAAAGAAACUGGAAGUGGAACUGUAAGGGGCUGGGACGGAAGAUCAUGGUCCCAGCCCUGAUGGUCACAGCUGAGAAGGACUUCGUACUCCGCCCUGAACUGACCAAGAACAUGGAAAACUGGAUCCCUUACCUGAAACGGGGACACAUCAAGGACUGUGCUCACUGGACACAGAUAGAGAAACCGGCUGAAGUGAACCAGAUUCUCAUCAAGUGGCUGGAGACUGAAUUCAAGAACCCAUCAGUGACCUCCAAGAUUUAGCCAGUGGCAUGUCAUCUGCUGGGGACACAUUUUAGCUUCUGGACACGGCCUUAUCCAGAGGCAGCAGCAUCGUUCUUUUGCCAGCCAGUGAUUUUCUCGAAAUGAAAGUGAUCAGAUGUGAUAUAAUUUUAGAUCCAGGAGAUGCUUUGGGGAUGACCAUACCAUCAGGUGAAAGCUCGCACCCUGACAGGAAGGUGUGGGGGCAGCCCAGUUUGUACCUUUGCAGCCAAAACCCCACAUCUGCUCUCUUUGAAGCAGCUGAUCUGAGAUUAGGGACCUUUGUUCAAUAAAGCUAAGACUUUG
Messenger RNA from Acomys russatus (golden spiny mouse), 2049 nucleotides. It is a transcript of the gene Ephx2, whose product is annotated as epoxide hydrolase 2. Gene Ontology annotation, biological process: phospholipid dephosphorylation; cholesterol homeostasis. The coding region runs from base 82 to 1746 and encodes 554 amino acids. The transcript has 19 exons. Gene Ontology annotation, cellular component: peroxisome. Gene Ontology annotation, molecular function: lipid phosphatase activity; magnesium ion binding. NCBI's taxonomy places the organism in Eukaryota, Metazoa, Chordata, Mammalia, Rodentia, Muridae. The record is from RefSeq and is a predicted model, not a curated record.